UGUGAGCGGCUGUCCAGGGCGGCUCCAGCUGCAGCUUCAGCUCCCGCUCUGCCGCUGUCGACCAGAAGGGUUCGGGUGACAGGACUGGACGGAGCUCAUUAAUGUCUGUUUCUCCACAGAAUUAUUUUUGAAACAUAAUGUCCAUUUAAAGCCAUCUUCAUCUGAACCAAAGGGGAUAUCCUGAAUAAGAGCCUUCUGCAGUGAACUCUACCAGUGCUUCUAUUCAUUUCAUUUUGUGGGUUUUUACUUGCUUGAAGAUUUUUCUUUCCGAAGUGACAGGGUUGCAAGUUUGAAGUCAGAAUUCAGCAGCUGCAAUGGUGUUUUUUCAGUCAAGUAGUUGGAGGUUUCUUCUACAGGUGAACUGAGCAGAACAGAACAGAUUCUGAGAGAUGCUCGUUACAGUAUUUGGAGGAAAUCAAACCAGUGACCAUGGCACUGGGAACGGCAUGGAAGCAGAUGUCUUGGCUUUACUACCAGUAUCUGUUGGUUACAGCACUCUACAUGUUAGAACCCUGGGAAAGGACCAUAUUCAACUCCCUAUUAAUAUCUAUUGUUGGGAUGGCUGUAUACACUGGUUACGUGUUUAUGCCUCAGCAUAUUAUGGCAAUAUUGCACUACUUUGAGAUUGUCCAAUGACUGCCUUAAGCCAGAAUGAAGACCAGAAAUACACAAGGAAGGAAGAAGGUUCCUCUUCAAUGGAUGGUUACUUCUCAAUAACUGGCAAGAAUGCUGUUGAAGAACAACCCUAUUUCAUUAUAAAGGAUUUAGAAGCUUACAGAGUGGCAAAUCAAAAUAGUGUGGAGUGUAUUUCAUGGUUUUGUAUUUAUUGUUUUAAUAUGCCUUCUUGCAAUAUAAUGAGGUGCCCUUGUUUGUUAAUCUAGUUAUUAUAUUUACUAAUGUGAGUACUUUAAUUGCCUUUGAUAGUGUGUAUGUUGCGAUGUGAAUGCGUUAGUUGUACAUUUUUAAACAAAAAUGUCAAUUGGUGUGAGGCAUUCCAUAUACAUAUAUAAGUAAUUCAAGUAUAACUUGGACCUAAGAUUGAUUAAAUAUUUGGUAUGUGUUAAGCUAUAAAGAAAACUAAUUUUUAACUUUUCUGAGUUUUUUGGCAAUUGGGGAUCUAAUUGGAAUUUUCACAAGAUGCAUAUUUUGAAGUAUGUUUCAUUUUUAAUACCAUUUGAAAAGUGAUAUUGCCCACCUGUAAGACUUGUAUAGAAUUCUAAAUGAUGUCAUAUUUUUGGUGUCCUAAAAUUCAUAAUAAAUAUAAAAUACUUGUGAUGA
Molecule: messenger RNA, 1278 nt
Organism: Chiloscyllium plagiosum (whitespotted bambooshark)
Lineage: Eukaryota; Metazoa; Chordata; Chondrichthyes; Orectolobiformes; Hemiscylliidae
Source: RefSeq, a predicted model, not a curated record